AAUGAAAAACAAACCAUGCAGAUAUUGAACGAACGCUUAUCUUCCUAUUUGGACAAAGUGAGUGCCCUUGAACAGGAGAAUGCCCAACUGGAACGCAAGAUCUGUGAGUGGUAUGCCAACAAUGCCCCCAGCUCUCUUCCUGACUCUAGUCAGUACUUCAGAAUCAUCUCAGAACUCCAGAACCAGAUCGAAGGAGCUACCUUAGAAAAUGCAAGGAUCAUUCUUCAGAUUGACAAUGCUAGAUUGGCUGCUGAUGACUUCCGUGACAAGUAUGCGAUGGAGCUCAGCAUGCGCAACAAUGCUGAAUCUGAUGUGAAUGCCCUACGAAGGGUCCUUGAAGGACUUAACCGAGACAACUGUGAUCUCCAGACGCAAGUUCAAAACCUCCAAGAAGAAUUACAGGAGAUGAAAAGAAAUCACGCGGAGGAAGUGAACUGUCUUCGGGCUCAACUUGGAGCCAGAAUUAAUGUUGAAUUGAAUGCUGCCCCAUCUAUCGACUUGAACAGAUCCCUGUCUGAAAUCCGUGAUGAAUAUGAGAAUCUGAUGGAGAGAAACGUGAGGGAUGCAGAGAACAUGUUCAGGCAAAGGAUUGAAGAGUUGAACCGUCAAGUGGCUUCCGGUUCCGAACAGCUACAAUCUGUUCAAACUGAGGUCAUUGAACUGAAACGCACCGUUCAGACUCUGGAGAUUGAACUGGAGAGCCAACUAAGCAUGACAUCAGCCUUGGAAUCCACUUUGGCAGAGACUCAGGCUACCUAUGGCAACCAAAUUGACCAGCUACAAGCAAUGAUCAACAAUGUGGAGUGUCAGCUGGCACAAAUCAGGUCCGAUCUGGAACGUCAGAAUUACGAGUACAAAAUCCUUAUGGACCAGAAGACCCACCUGGAGAUGGAAAUCGCCACUUACAAACGCCUUCUAGAUGGGCAUGAUAUCCAUGUUUCUGAACAUCACAUGUCAAGUGGACACCAUGGAUCUCACCACAAAACAGUCCAACAUUCUCCCGAGCAUGGCCAUGAACCCAAAUGCUAAUUGUAUCAGACCCUUAAUGAAGAAAUC
Messenger RNA from Hyla sarda, 1056 nucleotides. RefSeq names its product keratin, type I cytoskeletal 14-like. Bases 16 to 1029 code for a protein of 337 amino acids. The record is from RefSeq and is a predicted model, not a curated record. The transcript is spliced from 8 exons. Gene Ontology annotation, molecular function: structural molecule activity. Lineage: Eukaryota; Metazoa; Chordata; Amphibia; Anura; Hylidae.